Messenger RNA from Aureobasidium pullulans EXF-150, 1476 nucleotides. Its product is annotated as dimethylaniline monooxygenase. The record is from RefSeq and is a predicted model, not a curated record. Gene Ontology annotation, molecular function: NADP binding; flavin adenine dinucleotide binding; N,N-dimethylaniline monooxygenase activity. Lineage: Eukaryota; Fungi; Ascomycota; Dothideomycetes; Dothideales; Saccotheciaceae. Bases 1 to 1476 code for a protein of 491 amino acids. The transcript is spliced from 5 exons.
AUGGAUGUAAAAACAGUAGCGAUCAUAGGUGCAGGUGUCAGUGGUGUAUCUUCCGCCAUCCAUCUCAAGAAUGCCGGACUUGAAGUUACAGUCUUCGAACGAGGCGAUGUCGCUGGAGGCGUAUGGGUGUACAACAAUCGCACAGCACUCGAACCUUCAUACCCAUCAACCAUACCUCCAGUAGACCAGGACUCUUUCGACGCCAAAAAUAGCGUGGACAACAACGAUUUGAAAAUCCUCCACGCACCACCCGGUCCUUGUUACAUCGGUCUCCGCAACAAUGUCUCGACUCCGGAGAUGAAACUUCGUACCCAUGAUUGGCCACCUCAGACUCCGGACUUUGUGACCCAUGAUGUGCUUGCGACAUAUAUCCAAGACACCGCUGCUGCGAAUGAUGUUUUGUCAAACAUAUCGUUCCGGACUCGAGUGGAUAAAGCCGAGAAGAAAGGGAGUAAGUGGGAAGUGCAGAGUUCGAAACUAGUGGAUGGGGAGAUUGAAAGAGCCGUACAGCAAUUCGACGCCCUCAUCGUCGCAUCAGGCCAUUACCACGCACCCAACAUCCCAGACUACCCUAACCUACCAGCUUGGAAAUCCGCCUUUCCCUCCCGAAUCUCGCAUUCAAAAGUCUAUCGCUCAGCCACUCCGUUCGCAGGGAAAAACGUCCUUGUCAUCGGAGCAGGGGUUUCAAGCACAGAUAUCUGUCGCGAAUUAGGCAGUGUCGCCGCGAAAAUUUGGCAAUCGAGCAGAGGAGGCGAAUUCGAUUUGCUGCCGUCAAUGUUACCGGAAAACUGCACUCGCGUGGGUGGAAUCGCCAGCUUUUCCACCUUAACAUCUACCUCGCUUCUCCACAACACAGAUCCACUUCCCGGCUCAGUGAUCCUCUCUUCCGAUGAAAAACUCAAGGAUAUCCAUCACGUUAUUCUGGCAACAGGCUACCACAUGUCCUACCCAUUUCUCCCACACCUUCACGAUGACAAUGCAACUCCAGAACACGCCAGCGAGAAAAUCCUAGUGACAACAGGACAAAUAACACAUAACCUCCACAAAGACAUCUUCUACAUCCCGGACCCCAGCUUGGCUUUCAUAGGCGUACCCUACCACGUAGCGACCUUUUCCCUCUUCGAAUUCCAAGCCAUGUGUGUGGCCGCCAUAUUCUCUGGUUCCUCCUCCUUACCUGGACAGCAGGAGAUGAGAAAGGAAUAUGUUGAAAGGAUUGCUAAGAAAGGUGUGGGAAGGGCUUUUCACAGUCUAAAGGAUGAUGAGGGGGAGAUCAGGUAUGUGACGGAUAUGGUGGGGAUUGUGAAUCAAGGGAAGAAGGAGGGGGAGAAAGUGAAGGGCCAUUCGAAAGAGUGGUUUGAAGCUUAUGGGAGAAGGUUAAUUAGGAUGAAAGAGACGAGGGGGAGGAAGGUGGAGGUGGAGGUGAAAGAGAAAGUCGCAGGACCGGCGGAAGCAGUGCACAAUGAGAGGGUCAAGUAG